AGUUAGUAAAUAAUGUCUCAUUUCCGGGACUUGAUCAACAAAUUGAAAAUGAAUUGAAUUUCCAUAAUAUAGCAAAUUUGAGAUUCAUAUAGUGUCUUUCAACGUCAGAACUUAUUAAUUCACUCAGGGAUAUUGAAAAUGAAAAGCACAUGGAUUUACAUCCUAUUCCAGAGCUUGGUUUGCGUAUAUCACACAGAACAGAAAUCCUUAGAUACAUAUAUAAAACAUUAUGAAGAGUUAGAUUACAGUACUUCAGAGCUACAUCAAUCACAUCUACGGACGAAACGAUCUUUAAGUGAUAAAAAGUUGAGAUUUAAAUUUAGUGCGUUUAAAAGAGAUUUUAAUUUAGUAUUAGAGCCAGACAAAUUAGUGUUUACAAAAGAUGCAUGGUUAGACAAGCAUGGUCCAUUAGAUACAUCACAUAUAUACAGGGGAACAGAAGAGGGAUCGGGAGGCAGCAGUGUAUUUGGUUACAUUGUCGAUGGACAUUUCCGUGGAACCAUCAGAAUUCCACAGGACACUACAUAUCAUAUAGAACCAGUAAAACGAUUUAUUGGUAGAGUCAAGGAGCUUCCUAAAUCACAUACUAUUAUAUAUAAGGAGGAGCACAUAGAUUUAGAUCCACACAGGUUAAGAAGAGAAGCAGAAAAUGCAAUUGCUUCUUGUGGAAAUGGUAACAGGCAGGUUCAUGAAUGGAUGGAAACUGUUGCCAAUUCAGCUGACACAGAAAACUACAGAGUCAGGAGGUCCUACUCUGAAGAUAAAGAGGCAUUUUCAUACCAUAACAAAUAUUCUGAAGCUCUGAACAGAGAGAAGCGUGGAACACUUGUUGAUAAAAAUGCAUGUUUUCUGUUCAUGCAGGCAGAUCCAAAAUUAUACAACAAGGUUUAUUCAGCUUAUAAAAAGGACGUGUUAGCUAAAGAAGAUAUUGUAGGAACCUUUGCCUCCCAUGUUGAUGCCAUUAACACCAUCUACUCAAACACAGUGUUUAAAACAUUUGAUAACUCGAUAAACUACUCAGGAGUCAGAUUUAAAAUCCAGAGAACUAAAAUAAUGACACCCACAUCAGAAGGGUGUUCAUCAUCCCAACCAAAAACCCUGUGUAGUGACAACAUCGAUGUCAGUAACUUCCUGAAUGAGAACUCACUUAUAAAUCAUUCUGCUUUUUGUUUGGCAUACAUCUUUACAUACAGAGACUUUACACAGGGAACGCUGGGGCUUGCUUGGGUUGGAUCUUCUGGACAGGCCUCUGGAGGUAUAUGUGAGAAGUACAAGUCUUUCCCAGAAGGUGGUAAACAAGUAAUGAAGUCACUGAACACUGGUAUUGUGACUCUGGUGAAUUAUGGUGAUGAUGUAGCUCCACGUGUAUCUCAGCUGACAUUUGCACAUGAAGUUGGACAUAAUUUUGGAUCACCUCAUGACAGUGGGCAGCAAUGUGCCCCUUAUGGUACCGGUGCAUCAGAUGCUAGCCAAGGAAACUACAUCAUGUAUGCUUCAGCUACGAAAGGGAACCAGCCACAUAACGAUGAAUUCUCACCUUGUAGUAAAGACAACAUGACAAGAGUAAUGGAUGCUGUGUUUAAUGGCAGAUAUGGGAAAGUCAACUGCUUCCAAAAUGACAAUGCUGCAUUCUGUGGUAACAGUAUUGUUGAAGCUGGAGAGGAGUGUGACUGUGGUUAUAAGGAAGAUUGUACUGAUGGUUGUUGUGCUGGACGAGAUUCUAAUGGCGACGGAUGUACACUUACAUCAGGGUCAAGUUGCAGUCCUUCCCAAGGAGGUUGCUGUGAUCCAGUUACCUGUGCACCAGUCACAGAUGGUCGUCAGUGUAGACCACAAACAGACUGUGCAGCUGCAUCAAACUGUGCUGGCCAGGCAACAUGUCCAAAUUCUACAGCCGUACCAGACUAUAUAACUUACUGCAAUGACUACAGUAAAGUUUGUGUUCAAGGGAUAUGUACUGGUUCCUUGUGUUCAAAGGUAGAUUAUACUGCCAAGGGCAACAAAGUAACCUGGGUAGAAUGUUUUGUGGAGGCCCCUGGUGAUACUGUUGCUGACAAGGAAACACAAUGUCUGCUGGGUUGUAAAUUGAACAAUUCAAAUACAUGUUACAGUUCAGCAAAUGAUGCAGGUGCUAAACCUUCACCUUUUACCGAUUUAUUGAAUGAAAUAAAAACGAAUAAAGGCGAUCAAAAUUAUAAAGUGGAACUACCAGCAGGAUCACCUUGUAACAAAUACCAAGGAUAUUGUGAUGUAUUUAAACGUUGCAGAGGAGUUGAUGCAGAGGGUCCACUGUCAAGAUUAAAGAAUCUAUUAUUUAGUUCUGAAACAUUCACAAACAUAAAAGAUUGGAUAACUGAAUAUUGGUGGGCAGUAAUACUUAUUGCUAUAGGACUUAUAUUAUUUAUGGGACUCUUUAUAAAAGUUUGUGCAGUACACACACCAAGUAGUAAUCCAAAGGCGCCACCAGCACAGAACUGGGGUGACACACUACGGAGGAGACGAUCACAUCCACGUAGCAGACAACAACAACAACAUUCUGGUUAUAGUCAGGAACCUCUACGACAACAAUCUCCCAUGGGACCCCCUCCACCAUAUUCAUCAUCAGCCUCAUCUAGCAAGCCUCAUCCUAAACAUGGCAAAGGUCAUAGGGGCAAAAGUCCAGGCAAGAGUCCAGGCAAAAAGGGAAAAGAUGCAAGAGUAUAGUGCCGUAGCAAAAUGAUAUUUCUUUUAGCCAUUUGUAACAAAACGUUGUCAUUCAUAUUAAUAGUAAUGAAUAUUCAUGUGAUAGCGUUAUGUGGUUAUGAAUAUUCAUAUUAUUAUUAUUGUUACAGUAUAGCAUUGAUAAUUAUAAUUGAAUUCCAAAUCUUGAAAAAUUUUUACUUAGGUUUUACAGAAAAGAAUUCUACAAUUCCAAACUGGUUUUUUAAAUUCUCUAUUCUGUCUUUUAAAUUUGAACUGCAUCGGAUAGAAAUCGACCUUAUGCAAAUGAAUCCCAAUACAUCUGUUAACCUAUUUCGGUUUGAAAAAAUCUCUAUGCAAAGUCUGUAAAUGUUUGAAAAUUGUGUUGUUAUAAAAACCCUACAAAACAGAAAAAUUCAUCUUUUAUUUCGUAUUUGAAUGUUCCAAAAUCAAUCAACGUCUUAUACAUGUAUGUGUAUUUGUGCACUUGUAAAAGGUCGAUUUCUAAUUGAUGCAUCUCAUUUCAAUAAAUAUCAGUAUUGCUUAAUUCAGACACUGCACUUUAGUAUCAGUAGAAACCUUUUAAGGAUGUUCGCUACUCUGUUUCAAAAUAACAAGCUUUUUUAAAGACUGUUAUAAAUUGAUAGUAUAUAAAUAAAGGAACUGAAAAAGCAGAAAAAAAUGUAGGGUCUGUGUGCUUAUUUUAGAGAUAUAAGCCAUUGAAAUUUUGGCGGGAAAUAAUUCUCUCUAGACUUUUCUUACUUUUAACAUUGGCACCCUUUUUCUUUCAAAAAUUAUGAAAAAAUUACAAGGAUUUUAUAGGAUUUUCAAAUAUGGCUUUUUAAACUAUUAGUAAUAAAAUUAUAAAAAGAAAAGUAGGGGUUAGCGGGGAAAAUUUUUUAAUGACACUACAUGGAUAAAACCAGAGGAUUCCGAAUAUCUGACAAAAAUUCUAAAACAAGAGGAGCGAACAUCCCUAAGGAAUAGUGCUAUUAUUGCUGUUCUUCAUCACAAAGUCAAUAAAUUACACUUGUCUGGAAAUCAGGACACUAAGGGCACAAAUCAUGAUGUAAUUAAGGGGUACAGAACACCCAAGGGAGUUAACUCUUUAUAAAUGAGCUGAACAGUUUAAUCAAGAGAAAUCAAGCGUCUCCAUGAUCAAAAUUAGUGUUUUUCAACUGCUAUAUAUCCAAUGAAAUUAUGCCUGUAAAUUGUGUGGUUCAAAUUUCUUGACAUUUUUAUAUUUUUGUCAACAGGUCAAGGUAAAUAUUUUUUUCAAAAUUUUAUAAAAAUUAAACGAGCAAAAUCUAUUUUAGUGAAAAUGUUGGGUACCCUCUUAAGUUUGUGGCAUAGCAUGCUAAAACAAUUAUUUAUUCAUGGAGACAAAUCGUUUCCAAUAUCAAUAAAUUACAUCUGUAUUCUAAAACUUAAAUGUAAAGAACAUUGAUAUUUGAAAUAUUGACUUAAUUUUGCAAUGUGUUUUUGACCAUAUAAAGAUUUACAUUGUUUAGAAGAUGCCUGCUUACAAGUGCUUUUAGCCUUUGAAUAAACUAAUAUGAUGAAUUAUUAUUAUAAAUUGUAUAAAGUAUUUACCUGAUUUUAUCUUUCUUAGAGCCUAAAGUGUGUUUAUCUAUUGGAAACAGAUUAAAAGAACUUCUGGUUAGUGCCCUGAUUGAUCGUAUUGCAAUUUCUUUUUUGUAACGUGUAGGAUGGGGGUGUGGCAGGUCCACCUUUAAUGACAUGUUUAAAGCAACCCCCACCUUGAAUAUAAUGAAAAUAUAGCGUAAAUAUUAAGAUGUGAGCAUAAUUAAUAUCAAUGAGGUUAUUGUUAUUUUAUGAAAUAUGUUUUGGAUGAUGAUUAUGUGUGGUUAGAGAAUUGAUUGAUCUUGAGAUUAUAUUGUAUUGUAAUGUAUCAGAAAUGUCAAACCAAAUUCAUCUUAAGGAUGUUGGCUCGUCUGUUUCAAUGUAACAAGCUUUUUAAAAGACUGUAAUAAAUUGAUAGUACACAUGUAUAUAAAUAAAGGAACUGAAAAAAAAUGAAAAAAAUGAAAGGUUUGUGUCCUUGUUUUUGAGAUAAAAUCAAUAGAAAAUUUGGCGGGAAAUUACUCUCUCUAUAUUUUUCAUAAAUUUAACAUUGGCACCUUUUUUCUUUCAAAAACUAUGAAAAAUAACAAGGAUUUUGUAAGGUUUUCAAAAAUGGCUUUAAAAAGGCUAUAUUUAAUAAAAUUAUGAAAAGAAGAGUAGGGCUUAGCAGGCAAAAUUUUUAUUGGGACUACAUGGAUAAAACUAGAUGAUUUUGAAUAUUUGACAAAAACAAAGGAGUAGCGAACAUCCUUUAUCCAUUAGAAAUUUCAUCUUAAAAAGUGCAAUGUGAUUCCAGAUUUAUUGUUAGUACACAUUUUUGUAAAAAUACUUUAUUCUUUCAGGUUCUUAUGGACAUUUUUAACAAUAUAUUAUUUUGUAAAUUAUCUUUUUCCCUCUUUUUAUUAGAUAUAUGUUUAUUAGCUAUUAAAGAUUGAGUCUAUUCCAUUACAAUGAACAAACAUUUACAGCUUUUGUCUUAACAUUUUAUAUAACCCGGGUCCGUAGGUGACCUGUUGCAAGGCUAAAUUUCUGUCCCUAUCCAAUAUACCCUCAUUUCCUGUGGCAGUCUAAAUUUCUCUGACCUUCAUCCUGGACGGCCUCUAUUACUGAACCUACCUAUUGUAUUUAUUGUUAAUUUGUUCUCGUCCUGAACAUGCAUGAAAUAUUUGCCACUGGACGUUAAGCAACCAACAAUCAAUCAAUUUUAUAUAACCCAAUUAAGAUAAGCAUAGAAAGAUUUUACUAUACAAAUUCCUGAAUAAACCAAUUAAACAUUUUUUUAUUAAAAGUAUUUCAUUGGAAGAUAAAGUAGUACGUUUGUAUCAGCUUAGUUUUUCGAGUACACUAUUCAUAUCUUUUAUUUACUAACAAAAUCUUGGUUGAAAGAAACAUGAUAUAUGACUUAAUUUAUGAUAAAGACCAUUCAGUGUCUGAACUUUUUUCCAUAAGAAGAAUAUUUUGAUACUUUGUCAUUAUAGUCGUUCAUUUAGAUAUACUUUUGUCCAUUUAUCUUUCCUUUCUUUAUACUUGAUUGAUAGAAACUUUCUUUCACAAUGCCAUUAUGCAUUCCCUGUUACAUUUUUUUUAGUUUUACGAAACAGUGACUUUGCUAUAUUUAAACAAAUGGGAUAAGCCAUAGAAGCAUGUAGGAUUUGUUCAAGAAUAUUUUUAGUUUGGAUGAAAAUCUUAUGUUAUGAUUAGUUUAUUGACAGAUAAUAGGGAAUUUUACAAAGCAGAGAUAAGAGGGGCCUGAUGGGUUAUUUUCGUUCUUCGUGAUCGGCGCAUUUUCGCUAUCGUGAUCCGUUUUUCUACAGAUUUAUUUUUUUUUUUAUAUUUUCGUGAUCCGUGAUCAUGGAAAUUUAUUUUGUGUGAAUCAUGAUUGACAAAAAAAUCAACUCGUGAAUCGUGAUGAGACCCCCCCCCCCCCAUCAGGCCCCUCAGGUAAGGGCUAUUCACAUUUACCUUCAAAUUUUGGAAAUAUUUUGUAGUUUUUUUGGGAGAUUUCUGGACCAUUUUUAUAGAAGGCAUAUGGUUAUUUUUCUUUUGAAUGGGGGCAUGAGAAAAACAAUCCCCUCCCCUCCCAGAUAUAUUUAAAGGAAAUAGUCAUUUUUUAUCAUAUAAUAUUCAGAUUUUAUUGUUUUGAUUAUAGAUGUUUGAAUGUUCAUGUUUAUUAUGUGGUUUCAACAAACCUGUUUAGAAAUUUAUUAUGUGGUUUCAACAAAUCUGUUUAGAAAUUUAUAAUGUGGUUUCAACAAAUCUGUUUAGAAAUUUAUUAUGUGGUUUCAACAAAUCUGUUUAGAAAUUUAUUAUGUUGUUUCAACAAAUCUGUUUAGAAAUUUAUUAUGUGGUUUCAACAAACCGGUUUAGAAUUUAUUAUGUGGUUUCAACAAAUCUGUUUAGAAAUUUAUUAUGUGGUUUCAACAAAUCUGUUUAGAAAUUUAUUAUGUGGUUUCAACAAACCGGUUUAGAAUUUAUUAUGUGGUUUCAACAAACCGGUUUAGAAUUUAUUAUGUGGUUUCAACAAACCGGUUUAGAAUUUAUUAUGUGGUUUCAACAAAUUAGUAUUGUUUCUUUAUUGCAUAUUUUUCUUUUAAUGAUCCUAACUAUAAAAUUCCUUGCUUAGCUAAAUGAAAAUAUCUCCUUAUUAAGAGAAAAAUAUUUAUUGAUAUAUUAUUGACUGAUUUAGUUCAUGAAUAUCAAUUAAUAAUUUCAAAGAUUUGUAGAAAAUUAAAACUUUAAGGGUAUUAUAUUUGCAGAACAUUUAUAUUUGUAUUUGGAAAAUGUUGUUAAAAAAAACACAUCUGAACUAAAAUUAACUCAAAAGAAAAUUACUAUCUUCCUGAUGUUUCUAGAGUAAGAAACUUAAAUCUUAGAUGUUUCAUGCAGAUCUGAAUACGAUUAUUGAUGAAUUCCUUUAGUUUUCCUUUUAGUCUUUUACAAAGUUGUAAACAUUGGUGUUCCAUCAUUUGUAAACUCUCUGAUUUAAAGAGCAGAUUUCUCUGCUAAAAAGAUAUCAUUUUGAGAGGGGUAUACUGUCUAUAUUAUUAUUUCAGGGGGGGGGGGGGAGUGAUUAUCUUGAAAAAAAAUAGUUAUUUUGUCAAUAGAAGUUAUUGUUCGCAUCUUCAGUCCAUUCAUUUUAUGCAAACUUUAUUUUUGUAAAUAUUUAACUUUAAUUUUAUAUGUAAUUUUACACAUUUUUCAUAAUAUAUGUGUAUUUUGGGGUUUUAAAUCAUUAAAUUUUGUACAUAACAUGGUCAUAAUAUAAAAUUAAGUAAUUUAUGAAAAUAAAGUAUCAUUUUAUAGA
This is a messenger RNA of Mytilus californianus (California mussel), 7567 nucleotides long. RefSeq names its product disintegrin and metalloproteinase domain-containing protein 10-like. The record is from RefSeq and is a predicted model, not a curated record. The transcript is spliced from 18 exons. Gene Ontology annotation, molecular function: metalloendopeptidase activity. NCBI's taxonomy places the organism in Eukaryota, Metazoa, Mollusca, Bivalvia, Mytilida, Mytilidae. Gene Ontology annotation, cellular component: plasma membrane. Gene Ontology annotation, biological process: Notch signaling pathway; membrane protein ectodomain proteolysis. Bases 139 to 2703 code for a protein of 854 amino acids.